Messenger RNA from Megachile rotundata (alfalfa leafcutting bee), 753 nucleotides. RefSeq lists its product as uncharacterized. Lineage: Eukaryota; Metazoa; Arthropoda; Insecta; Hymenoptera; Megachilidae. The record is from RefSeq and is a predicted model, not a curated record.
AUACUGUUGGUAACAGUGUCUAACAAAAGUUUAAAUUUGUGUUGCAUCUGAUCGGUAUCAGAAACUUACAUAUAAUUAAAAAAUUAUGUUUUUGUGCCGACUGUGUUAAUGAUACUAUUGUGAUAAAGAUAAUGGAUGAUAUACUGUCUUUUAAAGAGAAGCAUAUAAAAGUUUCGAAUUCACAAAUUAAUGAUCUGUUGCAAAAGCAAGUUAAACUAAUUGAUGAUGUCAAAUAUAAACAAGAUCAUCAGUGCAAUGAAAAUGAGGCAAAGAUUCAAGAGCUAAUAUUAAAAGUAGCUUCAAUGAAGGAAGAUCUUCGACAUGAGAAACAAGCAUUGGAAUACAAGAAUCAUGAUUUAUCCAAACAUUUAGGCUAUAUAGUAGAAUUAAUGGCAGAAAAGAAGAAAUUUUUAGAAGAAAAUCAAUCAUUGGAAUUAGAAAGAAAUAAAUUAAAAAAUUGUAAGCGGAAUAUAAGGGAUCAAGAAUUAUUGAAUCUUGGCAGGAGAAAGUUUUCAUUGUACAGAAAAUUAACUAGAAUACGGUGGGAUUAUGAGAAGCUUGAACAAUUUGUUAUAGGUUAUGUGACAGAUAAAAAAAAAUACGUUCAUCAUUUUUGCUAUAAAAAUGAAAAUAUGACAGAUAUACAUAAUCUUCUGUGGCAAGAAAUAUACCAGUCGACAAUUGAAACAGAAAAUAAAGAAAACAAGGAAGAAAAUAUGAUAUAAAUAAGUGUAAUAUGUAUAUUUAACAUUA